This is a messenger RNA of Kockovaella imperatae, 1404 nucleotides long. RefSeq names its product putative Dihydrolipoyllysine-residue acetyltransferase. Gene Ontology annotation, cellular component: pyruvate dehydrogenase complex. Gene Ontology annotation, molecular function: dihydrolipoyllysine-residue acetyltransferase activity. Gene Ontology annotation, biological process: pyruvate decarboxylation to acetyl-CoA. NCBI's taxonomy places the organism in Eukaryota, Fungi, Basidiomycota, Tremellomycetes, Tremellales, Cuniculitremaceae. The coding region runs from base 1 to 1404 and encodes 467 amino acids. The record is from RefSeq and is a predicted model, not a curated record. The transcript has 7 exons.
AUGCACCCCAUCGCUCAGGUCGCUAGAAGGCAGGCCGCAGCCAGUCUUCAUCGUCAUGUUGUUCAACGAGGCUUUCACAUCUCGGCCACUUCCUCUGCCCUCACCAAAUUCCAGAUGCCCGCCAUGUCCCCAACAAUGACGGAAGGUGGAAUUGCGAGUUGGAAGAAGAAGGAGGGAGACUCGUUUGCGGCUGGAGAUGUCUUGGUUGAGAUCGAGACGGAUAAGGCGACGAUCGAUGUCGAAGCUCAGGACGAUGGUAUCUUGGCAAAGAUUAUCGAACAAGAUGGUGCCAAGGGGAUCGCAGUCGGAACACCCAUCGCCAUCAUUGGUGAAGAAGGUGAUGAUCUCUCUGGAGCCGACAAGCUAGCUUCGGAGCCCUCCAAAGCAUCUGCUUCUCAGACCGACCCUCCCAAGAAGGAUUCUGGAGCUGAAAAGGCAGACCCGGAGAAGGAGACUAAACCCGGUACUGCUUCUGGUCAAACGACCCCAGCUCUUCAAACACCAAGCGAUCAGACAAAGUACGGAAGCGGAGGCGGAACGGAUGCACCUAAAGCUCCUGAGAAGCCUGGUUCAGGCGGUGACAAGCCUAAAUUCUUUGCAUCCCCAUUGGCUAGAAAGUUGGCUUUGGAGAAGGGUGUGCCGCUUGGCGAGAUCAAGGGGACUGGACCACAGGGACGGAUCCUCAAGGGCUCUGCCUCUUCAGCCCCUGCCGAGUACGAGGACGUUCCUCUCACCAACAUGAGACGGACGAUCGGGAAGAGACUAUUGGAGGCCAAGCAGCAGAUCCCUCACUACCAAGUUACCGUGGAGAUCAACAUGGACCGUAUCAACAAGUUGCGAGAACUGUUCAAUAAGGCUGGAGAGGGUAAGACCAAGCUCUCAGUAAACGACUUCAUCGUCAAAGCGUCCGCCUUGGCUCUUGCUGAAGUGCCCGAAGCCAACUCGUCUUGGAUGGGAGAGAGCAUCCGAAAAUACUCCCGUGCCGAUAUCUGCGUCGCCGUCGCCACUCCCAACGGUCUCAUCACUCCCAUCAUCAAGGAUGUCGGAUCCAAGGGCUUAGCUACCAUCUCCGCGGAGACUAAAUCAUUGGCGACCCGAGCUCGUGAUGGCAAGCUCAAACCCGAAGAGUACCAAGGAGGUACUUUCACCAUCUCCAACUUGGGCAUGUUCGGCGUCAACGAGUUCAACGCCAUCAUCAACCCUCCUCAAUCUUGUAUUUUGGCCAUUGGAACAACGACUCAAAAGCUCGAGUUGGCUCCUGAGGAAGCAAAGGGAUUCAAGGCUGUUUCCGUCAUGAAGGCGACAUUGUCAUCCGACCACAGAACAGUCGAUGGAGCCGUCGCUGCUAGAUGGAUGAAGGCGUUCAAAGAAUACAUGGAACAGCCAUUGACAUUUAUGUUGUAG